Messenger RNA from Phytophthora nicotianae INRA-310, 1155 nucleotides. RefSeq lists its product as hypothetical. NCBI's taxonomy places the organism in Eukaryota, Oomycota, Peronosporomycetes, Peronosporales, Peronosporaceae. The record is from RefSeq and is a predicted model, not a curated record. The coding region runs from base 1 to 1155 and encodes 384 amino acids. The transcript is spliced from 3 exons.
AUGGUCGGGCUGUCCGCCGCGCAACUUCCGCCAAUGAAGCUGUACACUGGUGACACGAUCGCCUACCACACCCAAAUGUAUGUCGCCGGCGAUCCCCGUGCCUACAGGACUGCUAUUGUGAUGCACGUCGAUGAUUCACCCGGCGAGGCUUACACCCCGAUCUACGUGUCGACAGAUGCGAUGAUCCCGCCAACCAUGAUGGUAAAUAAGGUGUUAAAUCGGGCAGGCGAGGAAGUGAAGUGCCACUGGCGCGAGCUACGCACCAACCAGCUUGUCUUGGGCCAGUUCCAGGCUCCGUCCGACCGCACAUGCUUCGCUGACGCCCCAACCACGGCUUCUACGGUCGUCGAUCACGGCUUCACAGACGCCCAUGAGUACGAGGAAGAGUAUGCAUACGAGGAAAGGGCACCAGUUCCCACGCCAACCAAUAAAAUCAAGGCCAAGCCUAAAUCCAAGAAGACCGCCCUCGAGAAGCGGCCCAGUACUCCCCCUGGUCAUGUACAGAUUUCUGCCGCGCCCCCCAAGGCUGGUGCCACUCCAGCGCAAGGUCAUCCAUCGGAGGAAAUCUUGCAAAGAACAGGCACGAAGAUUGCCAGGAAGAUGACGAAGGGGUCCGUCUGUGUGAAGACCAGAAAGUCAUCCAGCAGGCGCUUGAACCGUCAAAUAUCCCCCGCCCGAGCUCUCAUACAUGGAACCAACCCACCUGGACAUGAUGGAAGCGCGGUAUCGCGCAAAAUGAACUGCCAUCAUGAUUCCUACCGUUUAGACUCUUCAUCCGGGCAGGACGUGGAGAUUGUUAGUGAUGAAGCCGGUGCUUCGGGGGACUUGUACAGGUUAAACACCCUGGCCUUCGUGUGUAUGAACACAAGCAGGGUUUACAAGAAGAAAGCUAGCAGUCUCAAUUUCGGCGUUAAACAAGUCCGAGAUGGUGGGGCUGAGGUGGAUGAGAAGGAUGCAUACCUGGAAUCCGAGGAAAAGGCUGAAGACAUCGACUCAGACCCUCCAGACCAGCCAGACCAGCCUGAGCAACUGGAACAAUCUAGUCAGCCCACUCCAUCGCAGAUGACCGCUCUACAUGAGAUUUUGGUGGUCCCCACGCUCGCACAGCGCGAGGCACUAUAUCAUAGACGCAAGAAAGAUACGCUACCAGAAUAG